Molecule: messenger RNA, 993 nt
Organism: Nymphaea colorata (pocket water lily)
Lineage: Eukaryota; Viridiplantae; Streptophyta; Magnoliopsida; Nymphaeales; Nymphaeaceae
Product: protein LIFEGUARD 2-like
Exons: 5
Coding region: 1-774 (257 amino acids)
Cellular component (GO): membrane
Source: RefSeq, a predicted model, not a curated record
AUGGAGGAAGCAAAAGGCCCAGGUGCCUCCCCCAACCCCCCCUACACAAGAGUAGGUGCCCGAGGAAUCCCUGAUGCUGGUGGGCCUGCUCACCAACAUCGGGGAUGCCCCCUGACAGCCACCCUUGCGAUAAUGCUCUCAUGGGCAUUCAUUCGAAAGAUCUAUUCCAUCCUCACCGUGCAGAUCCUCCUCACCGUCGCGGUCUGUGCCAUUGUUGUGGCCGUUCAUCCGAUAGCGGACUACUUAGUCACGACGACCUCCGGACUUGCCAUCUACAUUGUCAGCCUUGUUUUACCUUUCGUUAUUCUGCUCCCCAUGUACUUCUGUCGGCAAAAGCACCCGUUCAAUUUUCUUCUGCUCGGUUUCUUUACAGUUUCCAUGAGCUUCCUCGUGGGCUUCAUCUGUGCCUUCACCAGCGGCAGGGUCAUCUUGGAAGCGGCAAGCGUGACGGCAGCGUUGGUCGUGAGCUUGACUCUCUACACAUUCUGGGCAGCAAGACGCGGCCACGAUUUCAAAUUUCUUGGGCCUUUCCUCUUCUGCUCAUUGGUUGCUCUCAUUUGCUUUGGCAUCAUCCGGAUCUUGUUUCCGUUCGGCAAAAUCACCAACAUGAUCUACGGGAUUCUCGGGACAAUCAUCUUCAGCGGAUACAUAAUCUACGAUACGGAUAAUCUGAUUAAGAGAUACAGCUACGACGAUUACAUCUGGGCUUCAGUCAGUCUUUAUUUGGACGUCAUCAACCUGUUCCUCAGCCUGCUUAGCGCGUUUAAGGCAUAAGUGUAGUUCUUAUUUUAAUCAGAAGUACUACUGCCAUUUCGUUUUCUUCAUGGUGGCGCAAUUUGCCUCGUGCAGUGGGCCAUGUGUGACGUUGGUUACAUUUGUAUUCUUAUCAUAUGAAGCGCUGUACAUGUGUGAAUGUGCGUGUGUGACUCAUUCAUUAUCAUUUAAUUUGUCAUUCAUUUUCUUCACCUACCAAAACGAGGAUGAAGAUAAUGU